This is a messenger RNA of Prorocentrum cordatum, 519 nucleotides long. The record is from the annotation of a GenBank genome assembly. Lineage: Eukaryota; Dinophyceae; Prorocentrales; Prorocentraceae.
AUGUUGCAUGUUUGGGCUCUGCUGACAGGCUUGCUACUGUCGAUUGUUGGUGGGUGCAUCUUCCAGGACUUCGGCAAGCUCAACAAGGCUACCGACAUCUAUGGCGCCCUUUUUGGAUCGCUUGAGCUGCUACUCCUGCAGGUAAUCAUCAUCGUCUGCCUUUACGUAUACUUAAUGGUGUUCAUUCCGCAGGAAAAGAAAAGUCUCGUCAGAGAACAUUCGCGGAUGGUGGGAGAACGGUGGGACGUUGAUCUUUGGUGGACUGCCGAUUCUCGUGCUGUAUUCUUCCUGGCUGUUCCUAAUGGCUGUCACGAUGUAUUUCGAGGGCGAGUUAAUUCUAUAGGUGACGGUCCGCUCGAUUAUGGUUGCAUGAAGAGUUGGCUGACGCUGCCCAUAGUCGCACUCCUGGCACUCAUUGCCAUACACAAGAGUUUCCACACAGCGGGAUGGAUUGGGCACGAGCUCCGGCGCAUACCAGAGCCCAGUUCACAGGACAGCUCCUCAGAGGACUUCUGCUGA